Messenger RNA from Diorhabda carinulata, 17980 nucleotides. RefSeq names its product protein tincar (gene tinc). Lineage: Eukaryota; Metazoa; Arthropoda; Insecta; Coleoptera; Chrysomelidae. The transcript is spliced from 13 exons. The record is from RefSeq and is a predicted model, not a curated record. The coding region runs from base 298 to 3150 and encodes 950 amino acids.
CUUUCCAGAGACGCUCCAUUACGACGUCGACGUAGGGUAAUAUUCCAGGAAAACGCGGAAGAGCAUUCAGAGAUGCAUUGAAGGAAUCGCCGUGCGUCGAGAAGUAUCGGUAUUUUGUCGUUAAGGUAAAAAAAAACGCCGGGCCCGGGUAAUUCGUUUUGGUGUUUUGACUUGUUUUAUUUUUCUUGAAAAUUUCGAACUUUUUUUAAGAAGUGAUGUAGAAAUUGAAUUAAGCAUGGAUCUUGACCUCUUUAGGCACUCCUCGCGAGGUCCAUCCCUUUCGAAGGGUUUUAAGUGAUGCAAUCUUCAAUUAGCACACCUUCAACGUUUGAUAAUAACAAUGAUAUCAAAAAAUCAAUCGAAAAAAUGAGCGAUUCCAGUAAGGGAAGCUAUCAAGCAAUAAAAUCAACAGAAUCGCUACAGAUCCCGAAAAAAUCAAAAAAGAAGACUGGCAUACACCUCAAUAAUCUUUGGUCGAUAUGGUAUGGGAUAUUCUUCACUGGACUUCAAUCUUACGUGGCCUACAAAUGUUUAAAAAGGAUAUUAGGCUAUUCUUUAUUAAAUUGGCCAGAAGGAUUGCCUUACAUGGAACUGAACUGUAGCUUAGGAUUAACAGGAGCUGCAUGUCUUCUACUGCCAAUUUUCAUAAGUGUUGCAAUUCUCAAGAUUGGUAAUUUGGCUAACGAUGGGUAUAAACUGGGUAAACAAGAUGGAACUUGUAGCAAAGAACCGCCCGAUUUGUUGAAAAAUGGUAGUUGCGGAUUAUUUAGGUACGGUGGUCCAACCGCACCGUUCAUUCAUAUCGCCAUAUCAUUUUGUCUGCUCAUUCCAAAUUUGCUCAUGGAAGCUAAACUCAUCGAAGCCGGAUUUUUAUCCCAAGAUAAAGUAUGGCAUACAGAUUUAGACUUUAUCGUAACGCAUCGGGAACGCGUUUUUCUAAAUUUCAAAACGUCGAAUUCAACCAUUUUGUUUACAACACCUUCUAUUCAAAAAGGAGUAGCACUACCGACAACAGUAGCUACAAAACCAAGUGCCAUGCCUUUUGUUAGUGCGCCAGUUGUAACCCACACGGUUAUCAAAACUUUGAAGGAUAUUAUUGGCCAUGAGAAUCAUACAAUACUAGAGAACAAGGAUUUAGAAACUGGCUUCAUGAGUUCUAUUAACAUCGAAUACACUAACUUAGCUCUGGCAUUGGUAGUCUACUCCAUUAGAUAUCCAGCACUUUUUUGGGCUACAAACAAGUGUUUGGGUUUAAUAUUUUCCUUCCAAUUGCUCAUAAAUGGAUUACAUAUCUUGUUGUCAUUCGCUGGUAUGUCUGUACUAUAUAAGGUUCAUGUUGUUGGGGUGUGGAAAGUACUUCCUCUUUUGAAACACAACGCAAAAGUAUACAAUUUUGGGAACCCUACCCCAUUUUUGCUAAAUUCACAAGUCACUUUCGCUCUUUACACGUUAUCAACAUUACUUGUUCUAGCAUCAAGCAUCGUUCUCUAUUUCUACGGACACACCAGAUUCAACGCUUUUCUGAAUCAGCAACGCGAGAGUAAAAUAAUCACUCUCAAAGAAGAAGGUACCGGGGGUAAUUUGUGGAGUUACUUCACCCAUUGUGCCGCUCUUUGCGUUCUCCUCUCUAUAGGAAUUUGUAAUGCUCCCCUCAUUCACGAUUACACGGUAGUCUACAGGGGUAGUUUGGACGAUGUCACCCUAAUUUGCAUCAUCGGGGGUAUUAUGCACUUAUUUUUCUGGAUUGUUAUAUGGCUGUUCUUGACAAUAAAGCAGAAGUGGACGUUUAAAAUCAGAGUUACGAUUGGUAGAGCGACAGUUAAAGAGUCGCGGUCUCUUCGGUUGGUUCACGAUGUUCACUUGAGCAGUCACCGAGAAGACGCUGCGCAACAACCUCUUCUAGUUAUUGGUAACGGAAGAACAUACAGUGUGUCCGAUAUUUCACCAAAGAGAGCCAUAAUGGGAGUUAUCCAAAAAGCAGCUCUCAUCAAGAAAUCCAAAAGUAACGGGUCCAUAACUACCAACGACGAUGCAGAGGAGCAGAUUUAUUGGCUUCGACCAGCCAUCGCGCCAUCUCAAAACUCUCCAGAUGGUUCAAAGUAUUUUUGCUGGUUCAAAAAAAAGCCAAAACAAAAAGUCACUUUUGAUGAAUCGACCAGUACAUCGGCAAAUCGCACAAAGAGCAGUGUGAGAAGAAGCACCAUCCCUGGAAUGGACGAAGACGACGGCGAUUACGCCACGCUUAGGGAACUACCCCUGCCGCCAACUAAUCUCUCUCCGAGAAUAUCCAACAGUGAUGAUACCGCUAGUGAAGAGGGAAAGCUUUUGGCUUGUGUUCACGACGAACACAUAACAUAUGCUAGCACCAACCAAGAUUUUGACCCCCCUGCGGAAACUUUUGAGGAAAGGAGCCCAUUACUCGAAGAAUCUUCUGUUAUUGUUCAUAAUAACUAUGAAAAUCAGACACAAAUUGGUACAGCACCGCGCUGUAUCCGUCGAGCCGAUUCUGGAAUUAUACCUCACGAGGAAAUUCCGGGAAGAUCCGACUCUGUGAGUACAGAGAGUUCCCAUUCACCUCCUGAUCUACCUGGAAGUAACCACAGCGAAACCUCCAGUGGUAUCCACUCGAAUGAUAGCGAACAACCGGCUCCGAAAACUGAAAACAUCAUCAAUAUCACAGAAAACCCAGCUGACAGUCAAGAAAGUACAGUCGUUAUACGUCGAAAAUCGAUGAGACCAAAUAAAACUGACAUAAUAGCCCCAGCUAUACUUGAAGAGGAUCCUUACGGAAGAUGUACCAAUAUGCGUAUGACUUCUUUCACAGACAAAAAUAAUGCGCAAUGUUCAGCAACACUUCCUCAUUAUCCAACACAACCGGUUCAAAAUAUUUAUCCGAAUUGUUCCACGAUGCCUCUACCGCAACAUUCUUCUAACGUUCAAGCUAACAUGGUGAACGGAAAUAGCUGUAAUGUAUAUCCAAGACACCACACUACUAUACCUACACAUCAUAACGGCGUCAAAUUGAUUUCGAGCCCCCACAAUCCUUAUGUUAAAAGACUGCAUCCCAAAGUAGGAGAAGGGAUUAAAUAUGAACCAAUUUAUACUGCUAUUAAUAGAAAAUCCGGUGAAUUAUUUCACUAUACUUCGUAAAACAAGGAUAGUACAGUUUAUAAAGGGUUGGUCAAUGUAUCAGCACAGUAUUACUACAAAAAUUUGAUCUGAAUGUAUUAGAAAUUUUCUAGAUCAAGUAAACAGUCGAAUCAUUCCAAACACGAACAGUCUAUUCUAUCUAACAUGGUUAUGGUCAAUAUAGAGAAAUAAUCAAAUUAUUGACACUGAUUCGUCUCGAUUCAACUUUAUACAGAUUAAAGCUUCAUCGAAUGUCAGACCUCAAAUACCAAUUUUAUAAUCUUUACUUUAAAACUUUAUAACCUAGCCUUGGACUAAUUGUUUUAAAUUGAAAUCUUUUUCUGAAAUAUUAUGCUUUAAAAUUUAAUCCAAACAAAGCGGUAAUAAGUUGUAAUUUUUCUUUUAUUUUGAUCAAUUUACAAAUUGUGAAUUUAUAGUACGGUCAAUUCAGCCCAAAAAAGAGUUAUGAAGCUACGAAAAUUUCGCAUGCAUAUAAAAACUAAAAAGAAUGUUCGGAACUCUAUUAUAAAUGAUUCCCAAAUUAUGAGAGUUGAUUUAUAAUGAUCGUAUUUUGUUCUAUGUCGCAAUUUUCUAAUGUUCCCAGAAGCUUAAUCUUUAUAAAUUAUAGUUUAUUAUUAUAGUUUUUUGAUGACCAAAAUCAUGAUUAAUGAAUUUGUGUCAUUCAUAGACGAUGUGCAAUGAAAAUGGCUGAUCCAUAAACUUUGCUCUCCUUAGCCGUAAAAUGGUUGUGUAGCUAUAGCUGAAUCGGAAAUCACAAUUUUAAGAGAUUAGGAAAUGGAAAUUUCGGAGAUAUGGGAAGAGAGUGGGUAAGUAGGACAGGAAAAUCAAUGUCAGAACGUUAAAUUCCAUUCCAAUUCGAGUAAUUUAGAUUGAAAAAGAGGGUCAACGUCAGAAUAUGAGACAAAAAGGUAUAAAUUUAUAAAAUCCUUUAUUUUUGGAAUGUUGAAAGUUAUCUUAAAGAUCCUAUAAAGUAUCGUUUUCAAGAUAUUUAUAGUCAAUGAUUACUAAAACAUCUAUUUCUAAUUGCAUUCUAAUUUAUCUUGAAAAUAGUAACGAAUUUCAUUUUUUGAGAUAAAAGUCAUAAAUACCGAUCAAACCCUGUAGAAACAAACACGAUUUAGUUGAUUUUACAAAGCUUAUUUUGUGGUCAAACAGCUUAAUAAAAUAUCAUUUACUUUAUGAAUAUGACUUAAUCUCUAUUGAAGUAAAAUACCGUGUGCUAUAUAAAUAAACAGAAAAUGAGAACGAUUCGCAAUUUACAUUAAAGCAGCUCAAAUAUAUAAUCCUAAUAUGUACCAAGACUCAAACAACGAUAUAAAAAUUUUUGAAGACCGGUUACGAAUUGUCUGCAGCAGUAAUUAUGAGAAGUCUAUGAUGUGCAGUUGAAAAAAAUUCCAUCCACUUCCAAGUAAAAUAUUUGAUAACAUUCUUAAGAAAUGCCAGAAAUUUCAAUUCAAAAAGUUAUAAUGAAAAAUUGCUCAUUUAGAAAUUCAUUAAUAAUAACUCAUUAGAACAUUAUUUUUCUUUAUUUUAUUUUCAACUUGAAAUUCAAUUAAUAUAAUUAAGAACGUAAUGAAAUAUAAUUAAAUUACCCAAUCCAAUAAUUUCUUAAUUACAGGAAUAAAAAAUUAAUACUACAAAUACAUAUUAUAUAAAUAAUAAAUAUUAUCAAGUAUUAUGUAUUUAUUGUUGAAUAAUGGAUUUUAAUUUAAUUUAAUAAUGAAUUUAAACUUAGAGUGAAUUGGAAAAUAUUUCAAACAAACCGUUGUAGAUUUUAUUUCCAAUAUUUUUUAUAAUAGUUACAAUAGGUCAUUGAAAAUGUAGGACCUUCAAUACCAAAUUUCAUUAGGCUGCUCAGACAACUUUUACGACACUAAAUUGAGGAAUUUUGAAAGAUUAUUGCUUAUUAUCUUGCAAUCAAAGAUGAAACUCUAAAUAAGUCCGAGCUGUUGUGAGAUGGUGAUAUUAUGUCACCUUUUUCAUGGAUUAACACUAAUUCGGGAUUAAUAUUUCCUAAAUUGUGAUAUUCUAGAAAAACAAAUUCAAAGAACACAAACUGUUUUUGACGCAACCAAGCAAGCGUUCAUAAGAUAAAUGUUUCGAAAAUUGGUUCUGGUUUCCGAAAUCUUCAAUAAAUUCGUUAAUCUACUAUGUUUCACUAUUAACAAUCGUUCAUUAAAUCAAAAAAUACAGAGUGUUUAUAAAUUCAUGAGACAACAUUCAAAAAGUGAUUUCUCCUCUAAAAUUAAGAUGGGUCAUUCCUAUAACAAAAUUUCUUCAAAGGUAAUAAUAGAAACUUGAAAUUGUUAUUUUUUAUUUUAAUUUUUAUUAUUUUUCUCAAUAUUUCUCUUACAUCAUACGGGGGUGAAUUGUAUUACAUUUUACAUCUUUACUGUUUUCCAUUCCAAUUAUAAAUUAUGGUGUUCAUUUUUUCUGUACAACUGUUUUGGAAUAAAAAUUAGGAAUAAAAAAAUAUUUUCAAAUAGGACAAGAAUUUUAAAUUAUAAUUUAAUUAGACCAGGGCCGGAUUAAGAUUUAUAAGGACCGGGGCUAAGAUAAUGACGGGGCCCCCUUAAGGAAUUCGGAAACCCGGAAAAAUUCACAAAAUAAUAUCAAUACGUUAGAUUUGUUGUAUCAACACAUCAAAAAAUACAGAAUGAUUUCCAAAUGAUGGGGCCCUCUUGGACCUGGGGCCCGGUGCUAUAGCCCCCCCCAAGCCCCUAGCUUAAUCCGGCACUGCAUUAGACUUCAUCUUCAAAAAAAAGUUGUGACAGGAGUAUUGAAAAAAUACUCGCAGUUAGUCUUCCGUGAGGUCCCGAAAAUUACAGAAUUUCAAGUUUCUAGCAUCACUGAACUUUUAGAAAAUAAAACUUAAUUCUAGUUACCACCUUUUAAGGGUGAUAUGUCCGAAAAGGGUAAACUGGGAAAAUUUUGUUAUAGGAAAGACACAUCUUAAUUUCGAACGAGCAAUCAUCUCCUAAAUCCUAUGAAUUUAGAAACACCUUGUAUAAAUCAAAAUUGAGCAGGAGUCUUUUAUAUUAAGUUUUUAUCUGUUCUAAUCUGACAGUUGCACCAAUUUAUAUAAAAACGAUUUCCUGAUAACAACUUACUUUUUCUCAUAACGCUCAAAACUGGUAUUCCGAUAUGAUAAUUAUUACUUUCCAUUCAGCUCUAGCUAAUUUAUUUAAUUAUAUUGGAAGAUAUACGUCAAGUCUUAUACAUAUACGCGCACUAGUCAAAAGGUCAUACUUUUAUAGAUUUAUUUAGACAAAUUUUUAUAUUUUGUAAAAUCGUUUUUAGGCAAAUAUCAUUAUAAAAAUAUGUGACAUUAGAAUUGUUGUAGCCUGUAUUUAUUGAAAAUCAUUAUGGAAGUUUCCAAUUGCUGCAAACUUAUUGUAAAAGAAAUCAAGUAUUUGUGGAUUCAGUGAGGGUACUUAAAUAGUACAUUCUUGUGAAAAAAUACUUCUCUCAUUCUUAAAACAGUAUUUUUUACCCUUUUCGCCGUACUCAACAAUUUUUAGUUAUUUUUAAAACAGUCAUAUGACUCUGGACAAUCUGUUUCUAAAUAAAUUCUCUUGAUUUUAGAUCUUGAAUAUAGAUAAUUAAAUUAAUCAAUAGAUCACUACAAACAUGAAUAUGAAAAGAUAUGUUUCAAUAUAAUUAUACAAAUUGUCAAUUUUGGUAAAGAUCGAAGUUCGAAACUUCUAUUCUAUUUAUAAAGUUAUAUGAAUCGGGAGCUCACUUUUCAUAUCAGGGAAGCCUGGUUCUUUUCUUCCCGCUACUUUACAUUAAAAUAGCAGAGAGUUUAUUACUAACAAGUUUUUUUAUUGAGAAAUUCGUCAGAAUCUACGCUUUUUGUAAUAAAAUCUAAUGAGAAAUAUUAACUUACUCUUUUGGUAUAUAUUAAAUAGUAUAAAAUGAACUUACAUGAUAGGAAGUACUAUAAUUUAGAAUAUAUUUGGCAACCCAAUUGCGAUCUCACGUCACAAAUUGGUUUUUAAUUCAAAAAAGUUGUGAAAUGUGUUUACCAGUAUAAUCAAAAUCGACAAUUCAUCUACUACCCAAUUUUAAAAACCAAAACGUGUAUUUAUCUUAUACGUGUGGAUAUUAAUAGAAAAUUUGCUAAUUAUGUGAUAUAUUACAUAGUAUUUCGAAAAUUAAAAUGUAUUUGAUUGACAAAUCAUACAUACAAUACUCAAUUUUUAAGUUCCUUCUUUCCUACUUUCAAAUUUGAAAGUCUAAUACAUUUCAAAUUUAUUGCUAUUCAUUCUUUAAUCCACGAAUAUACUACUCUAAAUCCUGUUAUUCUAAAUUAUUUUGCCAAAAAAACCCAAUAGUCAAAUAUUAAUAAUAUAACAAGAAAUUUGUUUUAAUUUGCUUUCAAAAGAUUUACCACCAUAUAAUCCGUUCUUUCCUCAUGUAAGACGAUAUUAAUAGCGAAGCCUACGAAGUGAAAAUAAACGUUUCACAAUCUAUUACCUUCGUAAACCGCCUGGUUUUUGCAGUACUGAUCCUAUUAGUUUGUAAAUUAAGUUUUGAUUUAAUCCUUUCGUUCCUUAUAAGCAGGUAUCAUAUUACGGGAAAAUAGAACCAGAAAGGAGAGAACAAAAACAAACAAAGCGUUUCGUGAAACAAUUUUUCCAUUAUAACAAUUUCGUUUGUGUCUGAAACACAUUCAGAGGAUUUGAAUCGAAUUGUUUUUAACGCAGUCUGUUAAGCUACGUUCACACGCUUGCCUAGGGUUGGCAAACGUAAAGUCCCAAUGCUUUACAAAAGAUGGAUAGUUAGUGUGCAGACAAACAUGGCGGAUAAUCUUCGGGUUCCUUACGCACGAUUCACUUUAAUAUACCUCGAGUAAAGCAAUAGUAUCGUCGCCAACAUGUUAAUACAUUGCAAGCGGUUACUACUUACUCAGUUUGAUCUGCAUUAAAAAACCGACGAUUGCCUUGAUCGGUUUGAAGCUCAAAAAAGCCAAACCAAACACUACGUUAAACGCUUGUGUUUUUAGACACUUGUGGAGGCUUUCCAAGCAUGUAUACAUAACAUAAUAACUGUAUGCCAAAAAUUUUGAUAAAAUAUGCCCACAUAUAUGCACUAAAAAUGUCGAAAUAUGCUCAAAAUAAACACAAAAACGAACGUUGACAUUUUAAUAGCUGCGGAUACCUAUGAAUGGAAUUUGUAUAUAAUUGUCACAAAACAUGAGACACUUUCUAUGGAACGAAUGAACGUUUUUCAUUUACAGAAUUACCAAUUUUACAUGAAACUUUUAAUGUAUCCGUUUUUUUGUUUUUCUAAAUUGUAGUUUUUACCACAAAACUUGUUUGUUGAGUUUCCAAUGAAACUUUUGUUCAAUAUUUAUUAUUAUUUACUGUCUUCAGCAUUAAACUCUAAAACCUGUUUCUUCAUUACUACUUCUAUUCCAACCCCACCUAGUCAAUAAUUAAAGGGACUUUUGACAAAUAAUUUUUGUACACUACUAAUUAUAACAUUUACAUCAUAAAAUUUACAUCAAAUUUCUUCGGCUACUGUGAUGCAUCCAUAAACUAAACAAAUCACGUGAACUAAAUUGAGAUAAAUUAUUUUCAGUUAUCGCCCAGCUUUGACAAUGUUUUCUCGAACUGUCGGCAUGGUAUUUAAUAAGAUUCAGUAGGUUUCUCUUCCUACAUGGGUCCUAUUAUCAAUUUACAAUAAAACCCUCACAAUAAAAUUUAUUGAUUUUAUAUUAUAUUCUUUAUAUCUUUUAGAGUAUCGCUGUAAAUAUGAAGCAUAUAGUUUUUCCUUGAUGUAGUUUCAUCGGUAACACUCUUCUUGAAAUAUUUUUCCAAAAAACUUUUGAAGACCAAAUUUUGUAGUAUUAUCAGGGGUAUAUUUACACAAAUAAUCGCCUCUAAGCGUAAUUGGAUUUCUUCCGUAUCGUUCAUCUUGCAGCAUUUUGACUUGUGUCGUUCUUUCCCUACAUGUAUCAAUCGUAUUCUGCUUGCUACGACGCCGUCUCCCUACGGUGGUUGGUGAUCCAAAUGGCUAUUGUCGCACGAGAAACCGCAGCUCUGAACAUUCUUAUAGAGGUCUCUCCGAGCCAUCUGCGCAAGUUUUUUAGUCAUGAAUUUUGUCUACGUCCGACCGACCGUUUUCCUUCGAUCUUACCUUCUAUUAGGCGAAGAAUCUUAUAUGGCUUGCCUAUCAUUAUAUGUCCUAUGUACUGCAAUUUUCUCUCCUUGAUUGUCGUGAAAAGUUCUUUAUGUUUACCCAAUUGCUGUAGGACCUCUAUGUUUGUGUUAUGUCAAAGAUAUCCGCAGCAUUUGCCUGUAGGCGAACAUUUCAAACGCAGCAAUGUUCUUCUCUGUGACCUCAUCCAUGGUCGGUCCAACUUUCGCAUCCGUACAGAAGAACAGAAUUUUCCACGCUUGCUCAAUUCUUGAUCUGAUUUAGAGUUUUGGGUCGCAUUGCUGGUUGACGAGCGUGCCCAGGUAUCUUCUUCAAUCGUAUUAAGACAACCAAAUUUGAAUUAAGAAGAAUGAGAUAAAGAUUGAAUCAUUUCGACACAAAUUCUUUCGAAUAUACAUAUAUAUGUAAUUUUUUUAGAAAUAUGUAUGAAUUAUGCAUUUAGCUCUAAAAACACCAGUCAUGCUCCAUUCAGGUCAAUGCUUUUAUUAAAUACUCAUACUACUUUAAAUAUUUUUCCUCCACUGGUUUGUAACUGUAUGCCUCCUACUUUAAAUUAUCAAAACUUUGUUAAUUUUAUUUUCUAUUUUCAAGUUUCCAAGUCAUAGAGAGUUAUUAAUUCAUAGAAUCUUUAAUUUUUCUAUGUAUAAGAAAGUUUGAAACAUUUUAACACAGAAGGUCUUCAAACUCAAAGAAUGUCAUCUUGUUUUUUCUGAACGAAAACAAAUCUAGGGUGGAAUGAAUUUAUACACUGCCAUAGUUUAAGACCAGCUCGACGUGUCGAUUUGCAGGCUACAAUAAAGUUUAAUGUCACUCGUUUCGACCAUAUAAAAACUUAUAAAUAUCUCUUUUCAUAUCACCGGCAAGCAACAAUAAUACUCACAGUAAUAUAAACAUUUUCGUAUAAUACAGUAACAUUCAAAUAAAAUCAUAAACAAUAAGGCGUAGGCGUAAUAAUAGCUUUUAUAUGAAAGUUUAUUAUUUAUUCAAAAUGUAACAGUUAUAAUAUUUAUUAUAAACAGAUAAAUGUGAUGCUCACUCUAUGUCUAUCAAAUUUAUUGUUGGUUACAUAUUGGAAAUUUACAUUUUUCAAUUUUCUACUAAUAUGUUUCAAAUUUAUUGAAACAACGAACAGAAUUUCAAAUUUGUAACUCAUUCUCUCUUGAACACUUUAAUCGAUUUUAACUUUUUUUCAAUUUCUCAGAUGAUAAAUGUUCACAUGCCUUUCUUAAUUAUAUACGGGGGUGAACAGGAAGUAAGCUUUUAUUAAGAUCAAUUCAUUGAUUGAAUAAUUCACAGAGGAGGAUGUUUACGAACACCAGAUGUUGUUUGAUGUUUUCGUAACAUUUGCUAUAUCGUUUGAGACUUGAUCCAUGUGACAUUUUCAAUACAUUGUCCUAGUAGACCAAAGUCGAUAAUUUUUGGAACCAAAAAAAAAUAGUUGUAGCAUGAAACCCAUUGGAAACGGAGGAGAAUAUGAUGAAAAUGAAAGGAAAAAUAAUUUACGGGCGAUCUAAGGUCGGGAAGCGAUAAGAGGUGAGUUUUUAAAGGAUAAAAAAUAGUUUAUCUCGAUUUCCGUCAAACACAAGUCUUAUGGAAAGAAGUGAAAUAGCAAAUUUUUAGGUAAUAAGGAGAUCUAUAACGUUUAUUUACACUUUUUUCACAUAACCUCAAAAUUCAUGUGAAAAAUUCAAAAAACGUUUUUAGUUUGAUUUUUUAUCUUUUUUUCUAUGAAAUUUUGAGAAAAGUUGCCUUUCUAUGUCCCAUAUACACGGUAAUUUAUUUGAUUUGAAAUAUGUAUUUUUCACGUUAUUUUGACAUAAUAUCGAAAAAGCACCCUAAAUUUCGAACGAAAAUUCUCCCGUCAAAAAAUCUGCUUUUUUUAAAAAGUCGGUGGGAUUUUUAUUCGUUGAAAUCUCUACUUUUUGAUGGUGUAAAAACAUAUUACUAUUCCCUUGAUAAACUUUCUCAGAGAAGGCAAAAAACAAGAAUAAAAAUCUGGCACCCGAAUUUUUUCUUUAAUCAUUAUGUACAAUUUGCAGUUAUUCAUUAAAUUUUUUCACUCUCAUUACACGAAAAACGUGAGAUUCCAUAGAGAUAGAGAUAAACAGAAGUAAUUGGAGUGUAAAAUUUUAAUAAAUAUAUGAAAAUUGUACAUAAUGAAAUAUUCUAAUACGAUGUUUUUUCUUUUUUUUGCCUUUUCUGAGAAAGUUCAUCAAGGGAAUAGUAAUAUGUUUUUACACCAUCAAAAAGUAGAGAUUUCAACGAAUAAAAAUCUCACCAAGCUGAUAUUUUGACUGGAAAAUUUUCGUUCGAAAAUUAGGGUGCUUCUACGAUAUUAUACCAAAAUAAUUUGAACAAAUAAAUAUUUUAAUCUAAAUAAAUUACAGUACAUUUGGUACAUAAGAAAAUAAGUUUUUAUCAAAUUUCUAGAUUCUUGUUUUUUUGAAUUUUUCACAUAAAUUUUGAGGUUAUGUGAAAAAAAUGAGAAUACAAAAGUUGUAGAUCUUCUUAUUACCUAAAACUUUGUUAUUAGACUUUUUUCCAUAGGACUUGUAGUUUUGCCUGAAAUCAAGAUAAACCGUUAUUUACCCUUAAAAACUCUUUCCCUUCCCGGCUUCAAAUCGGCCUUAAAUUAUUAUUCCUUUCAUUAUUAUUACAGUCUCCUCCUUUUCCAAUAGGUUUCAUCCUACUAUUAUGUUUUUCUCGCUUUAUUAUUAUUAAAUGCGUUUUUAUUAUAGUCAAAAUAGUUGAAGAAUGUAAAUUUCUAAAUUGUUAAGCAACCAAACUUCGAUUAGGUUAGUGACUAAUACGUAAGCUAGAUUUAGUUUGUCAAUGUACCUUUUUCCGAAUAUUAAGUCCAAACAGAAUUAUCAAAGUUCUUAAUAGAAUUUCAGAAAAAUUUUAAUUAAUUCUUAGAUAUUUUUCUGAGAACAAAAUAUAACAAACAAUGAUAAGACUGAAAUAAGUAAGAUCACAAUUUUUAAUCUUUGAAGAUAACCGAAUGUCUCAUGUAGAGAAUAACUUUUUAAAGAACUAUUCCUCUGUGAAAAUAAUCCAGAGAUUUAUUUGGUCAUUAUGAAUAGCGAUUUAAAGUAACAGCUAUAAUAGAAAUCUCAUAUCUAAAUAUUGAAUUUGAUUUAGAUGCCAAACUGAUAGAGAAGAAACAUGUGUUAUUACAGAUACUUUUCUAUUGUAAUAAAAAUUUAAAAAAAAAAUAUGAAAGAUAAAAGUAAAAGAUCCAAACAUACAAAAUACGAGAAGUUUGAACUAACCAGAUUUAGAUUUGUUCCAGUACAUAAUAGAAUAGAUGGAACUGAAAGACAGAAUUGAUGCAGUAGGGAUGGAUAAAACCUUUAUAGAACCUGAGCCCUUCUGUUGUACAGGAUACCCUACAAUUAGAAAAAGGAUUAGAUAGGAAAAAUGUUCGUUACUAAACCAAUCUACAGAACCUCGGUCUUUACCUUUAACCAAAAACAGAUCUAAAAACAAUCUAUUAAUAUUAAUAAGAGUCUAGUCGGGAUAUUGCGAACUCUUAUUAUUCUUUACUUUAGCAGAUAUUUCCAUUCUAUAUUAUGAGUUUUUCAAAAGAAUUGGGAUUUAUACAUCAGCUAUAAACACUGAACAUCCUCUAGUGCCACAAUAAGAAAAGGGGACACACCCUCUAUAUAUACAAACACAACGAGAGAUAAAAAGAAGAAUGUGCUAGCAAUAUAAAGAAAAAAAACAAACACUUGAAGAGAAAAAGGAAUUUUUUUAAAACAAUCAUUACUAAAGCAGCCAGCAAAGCCAGUAGAGGAGAAGCAGAGUAAAGAAAUUAGAAUAAUUGUUAAAAAAACUCAACUAUUUGCGACGAAAUUUAGUUACAACAAAAAUAUUAAGUAGCUAAUGCUAAAGAAUGAGAAAGUAUCGGAGAACAAAAAUUAUUUGACUUAAAAAAGAUGGAAGAUAAAAAAUAAUCAGCAUCGGUACAAGAACCUAAAAAAAGAGAAAUAAAAAUCAUAACAAAAACCGAAGAUAUACUAGCAAAGAUGAAAGUACAUUUUCAAACACUACUAGGACCAUAUGAAACAGAUUAAAAUGAAACACAAACAGUAAACAUAAUGAGCUCGCUCCCCUACGGAUGAGAUGGAACAAGUAGUCGAAACUAAAAUAUCGAAAAGAGAUGACAACAUAAAAACAGAAAUGUAUAAGAGACCAGAAAAAAUCAAAACCAUUUGUAAAUGGAGUUAAAAAUGGAGAGAUACAUCUGUGCUAUCUAAACUCAACGAAGAAUGUAACCUAACCAUUUUUGUGGGUCCUAAUUAUUGAAUGAUUAUUAAUUUUGUGGUAUCGUCGAAAAUUUAAACAUCAUCUUUUAGUACCGUUUCGCAAUAUGAUACUUUUAAUAAUUAUGGUCAACAAAAUGGUAGUUAAAGGUCUUUUCACACUUAGCAGACUGUCGUUUAAACGAUUUCUAAUAUGUAGUUAACACCGACAUGAAAGUUGGAUCUUUUUACAUUCACCCGGAUGACGGAUAUCGAGUAACUAAUAGCAGACCUUCAUUCAGUACAGGUUUGCGUUGAUUGGUGCAACGCAAUAAGCUUGUAGCGUUGAUGAUAUUGUACAUACAUUUAAAGAAGAGGAGAAAACUCGUUUCAUCCAAUCAAUAUUAGAAGAGAGGAGGUUGCGCAUUAUUUUCACUUAUUAAAGCUUUGAGAAACGAUGUGGAUAAGUCUUUAACUAUUUCAGGAUAAUUUCGAUAUAUCGUUCUGUAAUCUCUUCGGUUUGGUUCGUUCAACCGACAUAUUGGUGGUCGUUCUUUCCCAGUGAAAGUGCCGUCUUUUCCUCGCACAUCAAGUAUCGAUAUUUGUCGGUCAAGUGUGUUUACUCUCGCAUACUCUUCGUCUCUUGUAAUGUAUGCGGCGCCGUUUAUACGACAGUCGGCUAAGUGUGAAACGGCAUUAAUACUAAUAGGUUGAUCGCGUAAAUGGUAAUAAUGUUUCUUUUCUAUAAGGUUCAUUUUUAUCAUAGCCUAGCUCGCUACUAUAAUAGUUUGACUUUUUGUUGUCAUUGUUUACUGAAUAAAUUAUGCUAGCUACGAGAAAUAACAGGGUGUAUUAGCAAAAAUUAGAAACGAUAUCACCUCAUAAUACCAUCUUAGUACUAAUAAAUAAUAUCCUAGAAAUGCAGAAAGUUGAUAUAAUAUGAUAAAUAUUGUAGCUCGCAUUCUAUGUUGUAUAUUGAUAUCAAACAUAUUCAUAGCGCUGUGUAAGUGAUCCCUUUUUGAAUAAAUGGACAAUUUUUGUGAUGUUACAACAUAUCUUUGAAUAUUUUCUCAUUUUUAAUAGAGGUCUCUCAGGAUUAGUUUACAAAUAACAUUGACAAUAAUAUAAGAACUAAGAAUUGUCGCCUUUUUAGCAUAAAUAAACACAAAUUUUUGAAACUUUUGAUACAAUUUUCUUAUAAAAAUUAGUAGAAAAUGAUAAAUAGUAUAUAUUUAGGGAAAUAAUCCUGUAGUUUUUAUGUGGAGAAUGGAUUUAAAUAAAUUUAAGAUAAGUUCAGUAGCCUUAAAUCAGUUUCAUAAGACAAAUUUUUUGUUUUAAAAAGAUGAAAAUUAAAUUUUUGAGUAACAGUGAAAAAAUAGUGAUAAAGAAUAUGAUACUAACGCCAUUUAUUUAGACUUUAACAACACAUUUUUAAAACAGUGAUUUAAAAAAAACCAUUUUCCAUGUAAACUAUAUUUGGCACUUACUUUUUAAAUAUUAUGCGUAAGUAUCUUGCACACAUCUUUUUAGAUAACGCACUUUAUUAGAAGAUAUCUUAAUAUAUGUGUUUUUGAAACAUUCGCUAAUAAAUUAGUGUAAAAAGUAUCACAGUCUUAUGAAAAUAAGCAUCAAUUGUAUAGUGAAAGUUCCAUAAAUCUGUAUUACCAAACGGUUUUAUUGAAAAUACUAUUUGCUAAAUCAUUAAAGCAUUAUUUUAAAUUUUUAUUUGUCCACAUUAGUGUCCCGUGGAAAGGUUAGUACAUGAAUUCCAAACAAAAAUUAAUUUUAGUAACAAAUAUACAAGUUUAAAGUGAAAAAUACCAACACUAUAUACGAGUACACUUGUAAUAAUAUCAAAAACAUAUAAACUUGAAAUAAUUUAAUCUCGAAAUACUCAUUUUCAUUCGAUUCAGAUUCAAGAGCUUGAAAGAAUUUAACUCUUAACUUUAAACGAAGCUCCUUUUGAUUGGAACCCUGACAUUCAAAAGGCUGUAUAAUAUCUUUAAAAGAACUUUAUUAUCAGAAGAAAUAUACUAGGCAGCUUAUGUCUACAUAAUUGCCUUGGACAUAGAAGCAUUGGUCAUAUCUGUGAACAAUAUUCUCUCCAUAAAAUGCUUCUGCCAAUACCUGGAUGUGAAUUGAUACGGUUUCUUUGAGGUCCUUGUCAAUUUAGAAACUUAGGUCUCAUUUCUGCUUCGAUUGAGACAAAACAGUCGUUAGAUCGAGACUUUAUGGUGGAAGUCUCUAACUACAAACAUUUUCGUGGUUCAAAACAAUGCUAAAAAUCAGCAUGCCUCCUAGUUUAUGUUUAGUUACUGUUCAAAAGUUUCACAAUAGAAAUCUGCAUCAAUUGUUGUCCAGAACUCCACAAAUAACUUUUUGGUUUUGUCCUAACGUUAGAGGUUUGUUUAAACUUUGAUGGAUGUGUGAGUAUCUAUUUUCAUGACUUUAAAAAAUGGAAUACUCCAACUUAUAGCCCUUCGGUUACUUUUGUGGUUGUCUGCCACCUCUGUGAGACACAACCAGCGUAUAGUUUUUAUAGUUUUUUCUCACUCUUCAGUAAUUAUAUGGAAUAUCUCUAAACUUUCGUAAAUUAAGAAACCUGACUUGUACAGUGGGUGUGUGUAACUUAUAGUCCUUAUAGUCCCCGUUAUCUUCAUCCUUGUCAAUAAAACCAUAGACCUAUUGGCAGAAAUACGUGAAGGUAUAAGCGAAAGUUGAUUUUAAAAUUUUGUAUCUGAUCCACGAUAUGCCGGACUAUAUCAUAUAAGCUUCAGGUUUUAGACCUGGCAGUCGUCGAAUGUACCAAACUUUUGUUUCGAUCUUAUUUUAAGGAGUCUCUGUUUUUUGCUGUUAUCUAAUGUUUAUUUUCGUUAUUUGGCAAAUUAUAAAUGCACAAAGGUUUGUAUUUUCAAACAAAAACCUUGGUAAUACAAAAGUGAUUUUGGACAAAAUAUAACAAUUUUGUGAAUUCUGUUUGGACAAAUCUGUAAAUAUGAUUUUUGCUUAAACUGAAUAAAACGAUGUAUGUUACCUUACAGUUGACCUAUGAAAUGUAUGAAUAUAUUUUUUGUAAGAUUGAUACCAUCUGAACCAAAAAUUGUGCUAAAUCCCGCAUAUAAAUGUACACCUCCGCUUUUACUUUUUCGUUGACGCGAAUACGACAAAUUUUGGUUCGGUUUGUAACUAAAAGUGUUAAUUUUUUGAAAACGUGCGCCCUAAUUUCCACUUGUUAAUUUUUGUUAAAUGAAAUACAGAUCUAGUCAGAUUUUAUUCUAUUCGUCGACGAAUUGAACAGCUGAUAUUCUUAUUCAUAAUCACACAAUAAAAAACGAUGGAAUUUUUAGUUUAAAACGUUCUCAAUAAAUUUGUUUGAUGAACUGAAAAAAAAAACUGCGUAAUAUUCUAGAGCUGAGACGAAAUAAAAGAACGGGAAUGCUGCAAUUGGUGGACCUAUGUCUUUACUGUACAUAUUGGGGUAGUGCCAUUAUUGCAAGCUAGUUUGAAAUAAUUUUCCAGGGUGUGAAUAUUAUGUAUAUUCAUCUUAUCAUAGUAAUGUUUUUCCCUGAUCUAGAUAAAACAUAGAAAUACUCUCAUGCUCAAGAAUUCCAUUGGAAUAUGCAUAUAUAGCAAUUGCAAUUGCCUAAAAUUUUCAUGGUGGAUUUAGAGAGUGUUUCUUAGCUGCAAAAUCAAACAAUCCUUGUUCCGGUACUGAACAAUUAAAUUUUGAGGACAUUACUCUAAAACCAAACGAAAUUCGAAUUAAUGAAAAUUAAAACUUCAGACGAGGAACCUGAUUUCUCUUAUGACGAUAGUAUAUAUUUAGAUUUUAUCUUUGCAAUCAUAUAAUUUCAAUUGUCGUCCUUCUAACUUAUCUCAAAUAUAGUUUAGUAGUAUCAAGUAUAUCUAUUGAUUAAUAUACUAGAAUCCUAUUAUGAAUUGUGGGGUUAGAUCAAGUUAUUCUACACACGUUGCUACUCAUUUGAAAUCAAUUACUGGCACAAAUCGUUAACUGGUCACCGUUAAGUCACUACCAAUAUUAUUCAAUAGAACCUAGCAGACGGCGCUUCUAGUUAGUAACCUUAGUAACUAGUAGCACCGCCUGUUAUGUUUCAUUAAAUAGCAUUGGUAAUGACUCAACGAGGACUAAGUAGUUAGUGAUUCGUGUCAGUUAUUGCUUCCAAAUGAGUAGCUGCGUAUGUAGAAGGCUUCAGAUUAACCUUUAGAAAUUUUCAAACAAACUAAUAUUAUGAAUACGGAUAUCGUUUUUUGAUUCGUAAACAAUAAAUUUAUUGUAAUUUAUACAAACUCUAUUAAUAUAUACCUACUUCCAAUCUUUAUCAGUAUGUAAAAAAGUGAUAUUCCUAUGGUGUUUAUAGUUUCUAUGUUGCAUCACUAUAAUAAAUUAUUAUUUAUUGAAA